CCCAGGUUCUGGAGGGGAAGGAACUACAUUUCCCAGGAUGCAAAGCGCUGCCGGGAGGUGCGUGGAGGCUGUGGCCGCAGGAAGGUGGCUGGAGCCGUGAGGACAGGAACGGUUGUGGGGGGUCGCAAGCACAGCCUUGGGGCGCUGUCCCCCCGCCAGAUGCUCCCCUCCCGCCUCCUUCGCCAAGCCCUCCCUCGGCCAGCCCCCAGCUUUGGGUACUCGACAGCCGGUCCCGCCAUGGAGGAGAAGCCGGUGGAGUCGUCCAUUCGCGCCAAGCUCCGGCAGGCCCUGCAGCCGGUGCACCUGGAAGUGCACAACGAGAGCUCCAUGCACGCCGUGCCCCGGGGCUCCGAGACCCACUUCAAGGUGGUGAUCGCCAGCCAGCGCUUCGCCGGCCUGCCCCUGCUCCAGCGCCACCGGCUGGUGAAUGAGAUCCUCCAGGCUGAGCUGGCCGGGCCCGUCCAUGCCCUCUCCAUCCAAGCCAAGACCCCCCAGCAGUGGGAAGAGAACCAGAGAGUGAGCCAGAGUCCGGGAUGCCUCGGGGGAUCCAAACACGACCCGCACAUGGCGACCAAACUGGGCAGUCAGGGGUGACCCUGCGGGACGGCACUGGGGGGGGGGGAGGGUUGGGUUAGCUCACUCCCUGGGGGUGACCCUGACGCUCACAUUGUGACCACAUCCAGAGCCUUGCAAAGCCGCCUAGCGCUGGAAGUGGAAACAUUCACAGGCUGGGGUUGCACCACCAAUGCCAGGAGUCCACCAGGGUCAGCCCCAGACUCCGCCCGCCCCCUGCACUUGGCCGCGGGUUAUUGGUUUUUCGGUCGGUCAUGUGAAAUAUCCCUGGCUCCGCUGCUAUCAUGGUAGCGGGAGGGUCCGGCUACCAGACCAGGCUCCCGAUGGGCGCUAACGCACGUGUUCAUGAUCAUUGUGUCUGCAAAGUUGGGUGAGAUUUGCGAAGCCUGAUUUUUAAUGGAGACUGGGUGCCCGAAAUCUCUCCAACGGCUUUAAAAAGCUCAGUGUCGUGCGUUUAAAGUGUAUGUGGGGAGCCCUGGUGUUGUUAAUAAAGCUCUCAGCCGAGCAAAGAAUGGGUUCACGCUGGAAAGCA
This is a messenger RNA of Chrysemys picta bellii (western painted turtle), 1105 nucleotides long. It is a transcript of the gene BOLA1, whose product is annotated as bolA family member 1. NCBI's taxonomy places the organism in Eukaryota, Metazoa, Chordata, Testudines, Emydidae. Gene Ontology annotation, cellular component: mitochondrion. The record is from RefSeq and is a predicted model, not a curated record.